CCAUCGCCGGAGACAUGUGAAGCCAUAUCCGAGAAUUGUGUUCGUUUUUUCAGAUCUGGAAAUCCAAAAGCCUGCUAACGAACCCCAUGUCAGGUCUCAAACUCGCCACCGCAGCCUCCAUCUACGCCACGCCAUGCAAAUGGGUCCGGACUAUAACCACCACCUCCCGCGGGCACAUGAUUGCACCCCGGCUGCAUGUUAGCUUUCCCCUCUCUCGUAAAAACCCAGGAUUUAGAACUCUGCUCCCUAGGUUUCCUCCAAUCCGGUGUUGUUCCUCUUCCGGUUCCUCCAUAGAUAAAGGAGGUUUUCCAGGGUCCAGGUCGGGUCUUGUGGCUGAUAUGGAUUCAGAUAACAAGCCGUCUCCUCAAAUACAGCAGCAGAAGCAGACUUCUUCUAAAUUUCUUACUUUGCCAACUAUUUUAACGCUCGGCCGUGUCGCUGCUGUGCCGAUUCUCAUUGGCACCUUUUAUGUGGAUAGUUGGUUGGGAAGGACUGCUACGACAAGUAUAUUUAUAGCUGCUGCUAUCACUGAUUGGCUUGAUGGAUACCUUGCUCGAAAGAUGAGGUUAGGCUCCAACUUUGGUGCAUUUUUGGAUCCAGUAGCUGACAAGCUUAUGGUUGCCACCACGUUAGUCUUAUUAUGUACAAGACCAUUGGAAGUUGCUAUGUUUGGACAAGUGCCAUGGCUGAUGGCUGUACCCUCAGUUGCCAUAAUUGGUAGGGAGAUAACAAUGUCCGCGGUCAGAGAAUGGGCUGCGUCUCAGGAUACUAAGCUUUUAGAGGCUGUUGCUGUAAAUAACCUGGGAAAGUGGAAAACUGCAACCCAGAUGGCUGCAUUGACCAUCCUACUGGCUACACGAGAUAGCAGUCUUGGAGGACCUGGCAUCUUAGUAGCUUCAGGUGUCUUUUUCCUUUAUAUCUCAGCAGGGCUUUCUCUUUGGUCUUUAGCUGUCUAUAUUGGGAAGAUAUCAAAAGUACUGAUAAAGUAAUCUCGCUGGCCUGUCAGCUGCAUUUGCUUUGUAAUGGUGGGGAUGGUGCUUUGUAGAUCAUUUAGGAAUGAAAAUUUUCACACAUUGAAGCAGGACUCAUCACUUAAAGUAGAUCAAGGCAAAGGCAAAUUGAUUCUUUCUUUUCUCAAGUUCCUGCAUUUCUAAGCUCUAAGCUUGUUUACUUACAUUGUUUGACGAUCACCAAAUCCAUAAUUUUGCAGCGUUUUCCUGUCUAAUAUUUGUUCACUUUUGGGUCGAUAUAGUUUGCUGGAAUACAUAAGGUUUUAGAUCUUGAAAAAUGAUUUGGAGGAUUUCGGAUGUUUAAUGUAUGUUGGCCUCAAUAGAAACAAUCAUAUGAUGUAACUAAGUUGCCUUGAAAAUUUUCUCAUUCAAACUGAUUUGGAUAUGUAAAAUACCGGUCUGCAUUUGUUGAUGCCUUUUACCAAUUAUCUGGAGGAAGGUUGCCUAUUAUGUUGCAUUGCCAACUCCUGUUCUGUUUCCUUCAUAAAAUCAAAAUUUUUUU
Messenger RNA from Rubroshorea leprosula, 1512 nucleotides. NCBI's taxonomy places the organism in Eukaryota, Viridiplantae, Streptophyta, Magnoliopsida, Malvales, Dipterocarpaceae. The record is from the annotation of a GenBank genome assembly.